This is a messenger RNA of Triticum turgidum subsp. durum (durum wheat), 546 nucleotides long. Lineage: Eukaryota; Viridiplantae; Streptophyta; Magnoliopsida; Poales; Poaceae. The record is from the annotation of a GenBank genome assembly.
AUGGCGUCGGCACUCCGCCUGCUGCCGUCGACGGCGACGCGCCUCCGCUUUCGUCCCCGCCUCCCUCUCUCCACCGCUGCGUCACUCUUCUCACCGCCCUCCAAGGCCGUCCUCUACGACCAACACGGCCCGCCUGACCAAGUCCUCAGGGUGGAGGAUGUGCCGCCGGUGGAGCUCGGGGAGCGCGGCGUCUGCGUGAAGAUGCUAGCCGCACCCAUCAACCCCUCCGACAUCAACCGCGUCCAGGGCGUCUACCCCGUCAGGCCUCCCCUCCCCGCCGCCGUCGCUGGGUACGAGGGCGUCGGCCAGGUCCACGCCGUUGGCCCCGCCGUCACCCGCCCCCUCUCCCCCGGCGACUGGGUCAUCCCGUCCCCGCCCUCCUUCGGAACAUGGCAGACCUACAUUGUGAAGCCGGAAGAUGUGUGGCACAAGGUUCGUGACGAUGUUCCGGUGGAAUACGCUGCCACUGUCACGGUGAACCCCUUGACAGCGCUCAGGAUGCUGCAGGACUUUGUGAAACUCAAACCUGGUGAGCCUUGUGCAUGA